This is a messenger RNA of Erigeron canadensis, 1288 nucleotides long. RefSeq names its product DPH4 homolog. The transcript is spliced from 2 exons. The record is from RefSeq and is a predicted model, not a curated record. Gene Ontology annotation, cellular component: nucleus; cytosol. Gene Ontology annotation, molecular function: metal ion binding. Gene Ontology annotation, biological process: tRNA wobble uridine modification; protein histidyl modification to diphthamide. Bases 133 to 666 code for a protein of 177 amino acids. Lineage: Eukaryota; Viridiplantae; Streptophyta; Magnoliopsida; Asterales; Asteraceae.
GAGGAAAGGGGGCGAAUUUAAACCCUAAAAAUAAUACUAGACAAAACAAUUUAUUCUAUCCCAUUGAAGCGAUUGUCAUCUGGUUGCUACUGCUCAUCAUAUCAAAGAAGAAGCUUUUAACGAAUCUUGAUCAUGCAAUUAGCCAACGAUGCAGUCUAUCAAACUCACUACAAUAUUCUAAAUGUGAAAGAAGACGCAAGCCCUGAAGAAAUCCGUGCAAGCUAUAAAUCUGCUCUGCUCACUUCCCAUCCUGACAAAUUGCAGCAUACAUCACAAACAAAUGCUGACCAUAAUGAGACACAAACAAGAUUUCUUGAAAUUCAAACGGCUUGGGAAAUUCUAGGAGAUGUAAAAUCACGGGCAUUAUAUGAUAAGGACCUUCGACUUUCUAGACAAGAGGAUGUAAUUGCAGAUGAAGUUGAGUUGGAGAAUAUGACGGUGGAAGCUAGUGGCGAUGUAGUGGAGCUCUUUUAUCAAUGUCGUUGUGGUGAUUACUUCUCGGUUGACUCUUUGGAGUUGGGAGAGAUGGGAUUUCAGUUAUCGACGGAAAAUAACAAAAUAUCUUUAAACGCUCACAAUAGCGUGGAUAUGGCAUCAGUUGUGCUUCCUUGUGGUUCUUGCUCUUUGAAGAUCCGUUUGAUUAUUAAUAGUUGUCCUCAUCCUUAGCAUCGUGGGCAGAGGUGGGAAAACUGACUGGCUGGGUAAAGGGCAAAACAUGUAAACUGUUUUGCACAAGUGGAGCGAAAGUACAUUUUAUCUAGAAUUAUACAACUUUUUAAAAGCUAAUUGUUUGCCCAAUAUGAUUGUAAAUGAUCAUUUUUUAAUACAAAGAUCUAGCUGAUUUUAUUUAUUAAGAUAAUGGACGACUUUCAACCCAUAUACAUUGGUGGUACCCAACUGACUUGUUAGAGAUAUCACCAGUUCUGAAUUGGUCUGUUCUUAAGUAAAUGGCUGGCAAAAUCUACAGUCUUGUUAGUUCUUGAGAAGACAUCAUGAAUUCGAUGAAGUUUUUCAAAGAGGUCGUCGAGUCAACUGCAUGUUACUGUAAUCGCCCGUGAUAUAAGAUAUUAUAUUUGGUUCGUUUUGAAGUUCACAAUGAAAUUAUUAUAAUCCAGGUGUUUGAUUUGAAGUUGUAUAUACUUUUUGUUUGACUUUCAGUAGGACUAGUUCUUUAUCAGUUCCCAUUUCACUUAAUAGCAGAGAAACUGUGACUCAUCUGGUGUGGGCGGCUUAAGGUUAGCUGAAUGAUAACCUUGUUCAUGUAAAAUGCAAGGCUUUUGAUUAGCAA